AUGGGGAAAAAGAAAGGAAAGAAGUCGGGGUCCACUGAAGGCCAGGAGGCAGCUCCGCAAGUAAGCCAGCAGCAUCAGCAAACCCAACAAACCUCCCAGCAGCAACCAAAACCCCAGCAAACCUCCCAGCAGCAACCCAAACCCAAGGAAUCCUCCCAGGAGCAACACAAACCACAACAGGGCUCCCAGCAAAGCUCCCAGCAGCAACCCAAACCUCAGCAGAGUUUCCAACAACCGCCUCAACAAGGACAGCAGUGGCCGAAACCUCAACAGCAAGGACAGCAGUGGCCGAGACCUCAACAGCAAGGUUUCCAGCAGCAAGGACAGCAAUGGCAGCAACCACCUCCGCAAUUGCCACAGCAAUGGCAGCAACAACCCCCACAACAGCCACUGCAGCAGCCCCAACAGCAACAGUCCGAACAACAACAACCCCAAAAGCAACCACAACAGCAGCAGCCCCAACAACAACAAAAACAGCAGCAACCCCAACAACAACAAAAACAGCAGCAGCCCCAACAACAAAAAAAACUGCAGCAGCCCCAACAACAACAAAAACAGCAGCAGCCCCAACAACAAAAAAAACUGCAGCAGCCCCAACAACAACAAAAACAGCAGCAGCCCCAACAACAACAACAGCAACAACCCCAAAAGCAACCACAACAGCAGCAGCCCCAACAACAACAAAAACAGCAGCAGCCCCAACAACAACAAAAACAGCAGCAGCCCCAACAACAACAAAAACAGCAGCAGCCCCAACAACAACAAAAACAGCAGCAACCACAAAAACAAAACACACCUGGAGGUAAUUCGGUUCACCGUGAUGUGUCCGUAGCCUCCACAUCAUCAUCGCAUUCUGAUGGCAGCCUUAAGGGAAUCACAGAGAAUAUUGAAAACAUUCGCGUGACAAAAGAAAAAGUCAGUCGCAAAGAUCUGAUGCCGGUGUUGUCUCGUCGUGGAGCGCAUGGCACGCGCGGUAAACCGGUAACGGUGGAAGCAAACUUCUUCCGGCUGCUAGUCGACAAGCUAAUUGGAACUGCGUAUCACUAUGACGUAGCGAUUGACCCGGACCGCCCUAAGAAGUUCUUCCGGCCGGUGUUUGCGCAGUUUUGUAAGGAACAUUAUCCAGGCGUUCCGAUUGCGUUUGAUGGGCAGAAGAAUGCGUACACAUCAAAGCUGCUUACCGAUAAGAAGGAAAAGCUAACUUAUCAACCGAACGACGGUGGUAAAGCGAAAGAGUAUACCGUACAGGUCAAGCAAGCAGCGCAGGUUGAUUUGGGGACAUUGAAAACUUACAUGACCUCGAAUGACACCAACUUGUCGAAGCCAAUGGCCGCCAUCCAGUGUUUGGAUGUGGUACUUCGUUGUGCUUACGAAAACAAUCCCAACUUUGUGCGGUUCAAACGCAGCGUCUAUAUGGUACCGCACCCACAAAAUCAAAUAGACCUAGGCAAGGGUCAUGAGCUGUGGUUCGGUUUGUUUCAGUCGGCCGUGCUUGGUUCGCGGCCAUAUCUAAACGUGGACGUGUCCCACAAAGCCUUUCCAUCCGGAGGCGACCUGUUGAAGUUGGUCGCUAGCUUCAACCGCGGCAACUUGGACAACAUUAACCAGUACCUGUUGAUGGAGCUACAAAGUUACAUAAAGGGUAUGGAUGUGAUCUAUAAGAGCCCGUCCGGUGUCGAAAAACGGAUGCGUUGUAACGGGUUGAAGGAUCCAGCAAAUCAGCAAAUGUUUAAACUUGACGACGGAACGCGACUCUCGGUUGCCGAAUAUUUUGCCAAGCGUUUGAACCGCCCGCUGCGCUUUCCACAUUUAAACGUCCUGCACGUAGGUAGCAGCGUGCGAUCCGUGUAUGUACCAAUGGAGUUCUGCUCGGUGCCUUUUGGACAGGCACUGAAUAAACAACAUCCCGAGGAGUGUACACGAGAGAUCAUUCGUCAUGCAGCCACCAACACGCAGGUGCGCAAAGAUAAAAUCAUGAAACUGUCCGGGCAGAUUAACUACAAUAAUUGCCCGACUCUGAAGAACUUCGGCAUCGCGGUCGGUAACGAGUUCGAGAAGGUGCCGGCCCGUAUCAUCGAUGCACCUUCGCUUGAGUACGCCAACAACGACCAAAUCAAACCGAUGCGCGGUGUUUGGCGGGGUGAAAACAAAAGCUUCCUAAUUCCCAGUCCGGCGGCGACAAAUCAACCGAUGCGAUGGCGUAUCCUGAACCUAGAUCAGUACACAAACGAAUCGACAGUGCAGACGUUCGGCAACAUGCUGUUCCAGCAAGCAAAGCGGUGCAAUGUGCAGAUGGAACCGUUCAGCAUGCAAAGUACGUACGUUAUUGUGCGCAAUGACAAUCGCAAUCGUAUGCCUGAUCUUGGAGUGCUGAUGGAGAACAUAAAGAAAGACAAACCAGCAAUAACGAUUGUCGUGCUGCCGAGUCGCGGGGAUAUGUAUGCGAAGGUGAAACAAAAAGCUGAACUUGCCAGUGAGCGUAUCGGGCUUUUAACGCAGUGCGUGAAGGGCAUGACGGUGGCCAAAAAGGGCACCGAUGGUAGCACCCUGAACAACAUUAUGCUAAAGAUAAAUGCCAAAACAAACGGAUCGAAUCAUCGCAUUCCAGAUGCCAUGACACCGCCGUUGGCAAGAGGAAAAGUGAUGUACAUCGGGGCCGACGUUACACAUCCGCUCAACGACGACACACCUAGCGUGGUUGGUGUAGCUGCCAUGUACGAUCUCAACGGGUUCCGGUACAAUUGUUGCGUGCGUCUGCAAGGGGCACGGGAUGAAAUGAUACGUGACUUGGAAAACGUUGUCUAUCACCAGCUACGGCUGUACGAACAGCACAAUAAGGUCCUACCAGAACGCGUGAUGUACUACCGGGAUGGCGUAUCAGAUGGGCAAUUCGCGGAGAUCCUCACGAUCGAGCUGCAAGCCCUGCGGGCCGCCAUUGCACGCGUAAAACCGAACUACAAGCCAGCGGUCACGUUCAUCGUCGUGCAAAAGCGGCACCACACUCGCUUCUUCCCGACCCAAAGCUGCCCGACGGAAGGUAGAAACAACAAUGUGCCGCCAGGUACGAUCGUUGAUCGUGAGAUUACAACUCCCGAUCGGUACGAGUUUUAUCUAGUGAGCCAUGCCGCCGUCCAGGGCGUCGCUAAACCGACCAAGUACGUCGUGUUGUUCGAUGACUCGAAUUGCAACCCAGACCAACUGCAAGCCUUGACGUAUAACUUGUGCCACAUGUUUGCGCGUUGCAACAGAUCUGUGUCCUACCCGGCACCAACCUAUUACGCGCACCUGGCAGCUUACCGCGGUCGGGUGUACAUCAAGGACCGCCGGAUUAAUAUGCAAAACUUGGAAAACGCGUACCGUGAUAUUCAAAUUAUUCCUGCCGUCAACGAGAACAACCCUAUGUUCUUCGUUUAAGCAACUUUUAUAUUUCCCAUAUCGACAUUUAAUACAGUUAGUUACUCACAUUUACAUUUAUAUUAUCACUUUUCAACUAUAACCUUCGUUUAGCCAACAAGCUGUGACGUAGAUCUUUUACGGGAAACUAAUAAGGCGAUGCAUUAUAUUUUAUUUGCCUUUUGUUUCCCACAUCGAUAUUCAACACAUUUAAUCACUUAUUUUACGGCUGUAUAUUUUCACAUUUAGAGAAUGGAUUUUUACAAGCUAAUAAUUGUGUAAAGCUAUACU
This is a messenger RNA of Anopheles nili, 3684 nucleotides long. Its product is annotated as protein argonaute-2. Gene Ontology annotation, molecular function: RNA binding; protein binding. Bases 1 to 3414 code for a protein of 1137 amino acids. The record is from RefSeq and is a predicted model, not a curated record. Lineage: Eukaryota; Metazoa; Arthropoda; Insecta; Diptera; Culicidae. The transcript has 7 exons.